This is a messenger RNA of Wasmannia auropunctata (little fire ant), 3767 nucleotides long. RefSeq names its product protein kintoun (gene Nop17l). NCBI's taxonomy places the organism in Eukaryota, Metazoa, Arthropoda, Insecta, Hymenoptera, Formicidae. Gene Ontology annotation, biological process: axonemal dynein complex assembly. Gene Ontology annotation, cellular component: cytoplasm. The transcript is spliced from 4 exons. Bases 41 to 2614 code for a protein of 857 amino acids. The record is from RefSeq and is a predicted model, not a curated record.
UCUACCGACGGGUCUAUUUGUAAACACCGCCCGACGUAAGAUGGACGUGUACGAGCUCUGCAGAAAAGAUUGGCAGGAUUUCAAUGUGUCGCGCGAGGAAUUGAAGGACAUAGCCGAAUGCCUGAAGAAGGAGGAGUUUCGCAAGCUGUUGAUCGAGUACGCGGAGGAGGUGACUGACCCGGACAACAGGAAGACCUACGAGCGGGAGAUCACCCAGCUCGAGAAGGAGCGGGGCGUAGACGUGACGUUCGUUAACCCCGAGCCCGGUUACGUCAUUAAGACCAGCGUGGACGGCGACAGGAAGUGCUUCCUGAAUAUCAGCAAGAACGACGUUGUCGCGCGUCCCACCAGCCAGCCGUCCUACGAGCAGGGCCACCGCGGCCUGCAGUGGUCCAUCCCGUACACCCUGAUACCGCCGCGCUAUGACCUUGACAAGAAGAACGUGCGGUGCGUCGUGUAUGACGUGGUCUUCCAUCCGGACACCAUCUACCUGGCGUCCAAGAACGCGCGGUUCCGCGAGAUCGUCAAUGACACGGCGAUGGACGGCGUGGAGAGUAACUUCAAGGUAAAGCUUGACAGGAAGAAUCUAAAGUUUCCCAAGAUCAACUUCAAGGGGAUGACGCAUCCUACGGUGAUCAGGAAACCUUCGGAAACGCCGCCGACGGAACCGCUGGACAUAGAGCCGGAGAUCUAUCAGAAGAUAAUGUCGAGUUACGACGAGAGUCGCCAGAGUCACUUUAAGCGGAGGGAAGAGAAGCCGCAGCGUUCCCCGCCAGCCACCACUUACUACAAGGACAAGCAACAGAAGCCCGAGGAUGAGAAAUACGUUACCCCCAAGUUUUCCAUCAAGCAUCAGUCCGACGUGGAAUUGGAGGAUUUUGUUCUAAGCCAGGAUGCGAAGAUGUUCGCCGCAAUCCCUAAAAAAUUAGUGAUCACCAUAGAUCUGCCGUUGUUGAAGAGCGCCAACGACGCGACGCUCGACGUACACGAACGGUCCCUCACCCUGAAAAGUGAAAAGCCAGCGAAGUAUCUGCUGGAUCUUCCCUUACCGUAUCCCGUAGAUGGAGAUCAUGGGAAUGCUAAAUUUGACUCCAAGUACAAGAAGUUAAUUGUAACUUUACCAGUCAUUCGGCAAUUGGUAUCAGCUGGUGGCAUCGACAGGGCAAAUAAUGGGGUUGACGGUGAUGAGAACAGUGUUGAGUUAGUAACGUCCAACGAUGACGAAAAAAGUUUCUCUAGUAACAGAAUAGAAUUAGUGGAGGUGUGCGAAAGCGCGUGCAAAGAGAUAGGAUUCGAUAAAGCGAGUGAAAUAACAGAUAAGUGCGAAGAUACUGCCUUACGGACUAGUAACACGAUAGAAAUCACCGAUGCAUUUAUGAAUCCUAACAUUAAGUACAACCUUCCUGCUUACACCUGUAAUAUCUACAAUAAUCAAUUAGCCAUUGUUAUAAAUGUAAAAAACGUGAAUCCAGACGCGAUACGCUACAGAAUUUUAGACGACAACGUAGGGAUACAUAUCUUGCUGACGUCUACGGGCGCUGGAUUCUUUCCGCAAUAUUAUUCGUUGUGUCUUAAGAUAGGAGACGAAUGUAUCGAGCCAGAAACACUUACGAUCGAGCCGUGGGACAAUAACGUUGUGUUUAACGUCACAGUGAAGAAUAUUGAGAAUAUAGCGCGAUAUUUCGUUGGAGUGGACACGGAAUUCAUGGAAGGGAAAGAGCUUCCUACACCGGCGUCGUUUACGGACAAGUUUAAGGAAUUAAUGUCCCCUUCGAAAGAUGAGCUUCAGGUGGAAAGGCAAAUCUCCGUGCAGCCGCAGGACGGUGGUGUUGUUAUAAAUAUUCGUCCAAAUCAGCAGGAUUCUGAUGACGAAGAGGAGCACGAGGAAAGCGCGAGAGUUGCGAAGCGACGACAAGAGAAGAAGCACGUUAUUGAGAAAGUCAGAUCAGUUUCGGAGAGCAGCGGAGAUGAAUUGGCGAGCAACAGCAGCAACGGUAGCGUGAGACACUCGAAGGGGAUACUGAAGUCGCGUCGCGCCCGCGAUUUCUCGCGUUCCAUGUCCGAGUCGAGUGCCGACGAGAACAGUCUACCUGCAUCGUGCACGGAUUAUCACGACGAUUAUCAUUACGAUUCCGUGCACGAUAUCAAUUCCGAAUCUGAUUGCUCCAGUUUAAAAAAGACCGUACGAUUUAACGACGUGGUUUCACGACAGUUAUUUAGAUCUAAUUCGAGUAUUCUUGGACAACGGAAGAAGAAUCAGCGUAAACUGCGCAAUAAGAAACGCGCGCAAGAUCGCCGACUAAGCGAAAGCGAGAAUUCUGAAACCGAGGAGCGCGAUAAAUAUAAAGUAGAUUAUAAGCGGUCUGCGAACGAGGAGACUUCCGAAAGCGUGAAACCCAUACUCGCGCGUGAUAAGCAUUUACAGCAACAGAGAACCGCCAAUAUUGAAAUCGCGAAAUCGAACGCCGACGACAAGCAUCCUUCGCAUAAGCGUAAAUCUAGCUUCGAGGAAAAGCCCACCGAAGAUGUUCAAGCCGACACCUCGAUUAAAGCCACGAAAGAUGCAGUUCAACUGGAAUUUAAGAGCGAUCUGAUAUUUGAUCUCGAUAUGUAGACGCGAACUGCGAGAUCAUUAUGCAUAAUGUGAUAGGCACGAUCGAGGAUGUUAUCGCGAUUUUUUUUUGUAGCAACUCAAUAACUUGGUGAAACUGAUAACUCAGUGCUGAUAACGUAAAUUUACAUAUACAUGUAUAACAUUACAAACAUUAUUUUAGAGUUUAGUAUCAAAGAUACUCUUUAAAUAAUUUGGGAAUAAUUUUCUAGUGCGUUAUUAGCAUAGAAGUAGUAAAACAGGGAAACACCAUACGAAUCAAAAUCAUUCAAAUAUUAGUCUAUUCGAAUUAAUGAUAAGCGAAGCUUAUUAUUAAAAUUAGCUCCUAAUAUCCUAAAUUCAUAAAGAGAAGUAGAGCUUUACUUAAUGGAAAAAUUAUGUUAACUCGGAAAGUGUUCAUAUUAAAGUAUAUGACGAGGCUGUACGGUAAGAUAUUUUUAAUCGGAGUUUUUUUUUUUAGAGAACUGAUGAUCGUCACUGGAUGGAUUUAUUGAAUUAAUCAAGAUAUAUACGUUCUUUUUUCAUGCAUGUUAAAUAUUACUGCCGCAUAAUAUACGUGAUUUGUACUCACAGAUAACGCUUAAUUAAAAUCAAGAAUAUACGUGGAUACUUUGAUAGAAGUUCGUACACUUUUAAUGAAUAUUACGUGAAUUUAAUGCAAAAGUAUGUACAUUUAGAUUUUGUAAUAUAUACGCCAACAGUUUGCACGUGUAUACAGAUACGUCGCGUUGCAAUGAGCGCUUGCCAAAAGAUCGUGAUGUUUAUGGUGAUAAAAAUGGAAAUGAUUUUGCUUCGAAAAUUGCUAAUUAUGUGCAGGAUUUUCGAUGGUUAACGUUAUCUAAGUCAUACUUUCUUGUAAAAAUGCCGAAAGUCUAUUUAGAGAAAUUUUCCGUUGAAUAUGAUACAAAAAAUUAAAAUAUUUAUCGAUUUUAUAUAUUAUAUAUCAAUAUUUUGUAAUUAAAUUGUACAUAAGUUAUUUUUGAUCUGGUUGAUGAAAGAAGAUGUUUACAUAUCUGCGCUCGUAGCACGUUUCAUUCCUAUGUUAUGUACCGUGUGUUUUUACCGACAAGCAAUCCACAUAAAUUAAUACGUACAAUAUAUUCCUGUAAACGAUAUAACGCAAGAAUGAAAUAAACAGACACAAAAUGUUUUUAUA